AUGCGAUCCUCGGCCUUGUGGUUUCCAUUUCUGGCCCUAUUAUCAGGGCCACACCUGAUUUCAGCUACCAUCUUCCCUGAUCCAGCUCCUUAUGCGGAGCAAUUAUCUUAUGAUCCAUUCAGUGAUUAUCCAGCAAUCCCAGUUGCCGAAGAACCAUCAAGCUCCGACUCCGAGGCUUCCAUCCUUCCUUUAUCAAAACCUUUGGGUAACAUUGCCGGAUUAGCUAUCGACUCAAAAGGAAAUGUUGUUGCCUUCCAUCGUGCUGAUCGUGUCUGGGAUGAAAAAACAUUUAAUGAAAAAAAUGUUUUUAACCGAAAGCUCGGACUUAUUCCAAAUUCCACAAUCGCUGUCAUAAAUCCCGAAAAUGGCCAAGUUGUUUCGGAACAUGGAGAGAACUUAUUUUAUUUGCCCCACGGGCUAGCUAUUGACGACGAAGGUAAUCACUGGGUCACAGACGUCGGAAGUCAUCAAGUUCACAAAUUGGAUAAGAACUUCAGACCCAUAAUGAGCUUGGGUGAAGCUUUAGUUCCUGGUUCAGAUGAUAAGCACUUCUGUAAACCAACUGAUAUUGCUGUCGCUAAGAAUGGCUUUUUCUUUGUCGCUGAUGGUUACUGUAAUAGCCGAGUAAUGAAAUUCAAUCCACAAGGAAAGCUGGUUGACGAAUUCGGAGCAGCUGCUGUUGCCGAUGAAGCUGAACCCAGUGACUUCCUCAUUCCCCAUUCACUUGCUCUUAUUGAAGAUAUGAAUAUGAUCUGCGUAGCUGAUAGAGAAAAUGAAAGAGUUCAAUGUUAUUCAGCUGGAUUAGCAGAAGGACAUCGCACCAUUCCAACGGGAAUUCCAAUCACAAGUGCUGAUGACAUCGGACGUGUUUUCGCCAUUCGUGAGAAAAAACACUAUUUGGUUGGAGUAACGGGAAUGGGUAAUGGACCAGUUGAGCCACAGUUAUUCGUUAUGGAUAUGAACAAUGGAAAAGCCAAUACCUUUGUUGAAGGAAUCGAGAAUGUUCAUGCUUUGGCUGUUUCUGACGAUGGAACCGUUUUUAUGGCACAAAUGAAUCCAAAUCAAAUCGUUCAAAUUUCUCUACCAGAACAACUUUGA
This is a messenger RNA of Auanema sp. JU1783, 1098 nucleotides long. NCBI's taxonomy places the organism in Eukaryota, Metazoa, Nematoda, Chromadorea, Rhabditida, Rhabditidae. The record is from the annotation of a GenBank genome assembly.